Molecule: messenger RNA, 1257 nt
Organism: Parastagonospora nodorum SN15
Lineage: Eukaryota; Fungi; Ascomycota; Dothideomycetes; Pleosporales; Phaeosphaeriaceae
Exons: 2
Coding region: 1-1257 (418 amino acids)
Biological process (GO): nucleobase transport; transmembrane transport
Cellular component (GO): plasma membrane
Molecular function (GO): nucleobase transmembrane transporter activity
Source: RefSeq, a predicted model, not a curated record
AUGAUACGUUCUAUCUGGAACAACUGGCGCGAUGACGUCGGUGAUGGUUCUGGUGGCAUUAGGAAUGGCAUCCCUAGCUCGGGUACCACAACUGUGCAGUUUGUUUCGUUCUUCGUUUUCUGGCUCGGAUCUCUACCAUUCCUCUACCCACCAGUUCACAAGAUUCGACAUCUCUUCACGGUCAAGGCAUACGUUGUACCUACAGCGGGCAUAUCAUUUUUCAUCUGGGCCAUUGUAAGAGCCAAGGGAAUCGGCCCCAUCGUACACCAGCCUGGAACGGCGCGUGGUUCCGAGCUGGGAUGGCUAAUGGUCCGAGGAAUCAUGAGUGCUAUUGCCAACUUUGCGACACUCAUUGUCAACGAUCCGGAUUUUGCACGUUUUGCACGCAAACCCUCGGAUGCGUUCUUGCCGCAAUUGCUCACGAUCCCCGUAGGCUUCGCAAUCACUUCCUUCAUUGGUAUCAUUGUGUCGUCGUCAUCUACCGUCAUAUUUGGCGAAGCGAUAUGGAACCCGUUGGAUCUAUUAGAGAGCUUUCUAAAGGAAGAUGCCGGCCAUGCGCAACGCUUUGGCGUGUUUGUUAUUGCAUCGGCCUUUACCCUCGCGCAACUAGGCACCAACAUUGCCGCAAAUUCGAUUUCUGCCGGCACAGACAUGACAGCCCUUCUUCCACGUUGGAUAAGUAUUCGACGUGGUGGCUACAUCUGCGCGCUCAUCGGGCUGGUAAUGUGCCCAUGGCAACUGUUGAAGGACACCAAUAGCUUCACCACCUACCUUUCGGCGUACUCCGUGUUCCUGUCUUCAAUAGCUGGUGUCAUGAUCUGCGACUACUAUUGGGUGCGGAAAGGCUACCUCCAGAUCAAGGAUCUGUACUCGGGCAAGAAGACGGGACCUUACUACUUCACACUGGGAUUCAAUUGGCGCGGGUACGCGGCGUACAUUGCCGGCGUUCUCAUCAACAUUGUCGGCUUCGUGGGAGCUAUUGGUAAAGAGGUACCACUUGGUGCAAAGCGCAUCUACGACCUCAACUUCUUUGCGGGUUUUCUCGUGUCGUCACUCUCUUAUUGGGCUCUCUGUAGAAUAUCUCCCGUACCAGCAACAAGCGACACUUGGAUGGAGGUUGGCGACGAGAUCACGGACAUAUCCGUUGCCUAUCAUGACAGCGACAAUGAUCGUUACGACGAAGAGAUCAUGCAUGAAGGCGAUGGCAAAGAUAAUCGCGAGCCAAAGACCAAUGUCACACACUCGAAGGGGUUUUAA